AUGGCGGGGAAAGUGGUGCUGGAUCAUGGAGGAAGAUCCGCAGCCGUUCUGUAUGCCCCGGCAAGCGAAGCUGUCCGCGGUGGCUGGGGUGACCUCGAGCCUGAAGACGGGAGGCUCACAGUUGCGACCACCAGAAUCCAUCGCCUCAAGGCUGGCAGGCUCACAAUCGAGAUGGUUGGUGUCGACCUCCUCCGCCGCCGCAUCGCCCCUCUGCAGAACAAGGGGAGACUAGCUUGGGAAUACCGGAACGCGGCAGAUAUCAUGAGUCUGCGCCCUGGCCUGAACAACAAUCUGACGGUCAUGCAGCACGUGGCUCUUUGCCAAAAGUUGUUCCACCUCAAGGCCGACAGGCCGCUCAGGGAAGAAACGAACCUCAUCCGCCCCACCACCGACGAAGAGGUGGCGUAUAUUGCCAGCAAGGCGGAAGAGGCAGCCCUUGUCGAGGAGGCCGGCAGUGUUGGCUUCGUGGAAGACGAGGCCGAUGUAGAGGUGGACUUUGCCGAGCGGGGGAGCCUGCCAAAGAGCACAGUGGCGCAGCUGCUGGCCGGGGGCUCACUUGUCGAAGAGACAGCCGAAGAAACAGCUGAAGAGACAGCUGAAGUGGAGCCCCCAGCCCCAAAGAAGAAACGUGUCCUUCGGCGGACCAUCUCCGAACAGCAACAGGAGGAGCCGCUGAGGGCCACCCCCGACAUGCCGCCUCCGUCAACCACACCACCCAGGGAGGGAUCCUCGGCAAGGGCUUCCACCAACGAGCACACGCACGUGGAGGAAGAGCCGGGAGGGGUCGCCUUCCCGGCGCUCGUCACAGAUCUCCCCUUGAGGGACCAGACGGACGUCGAAGCCAUCAUCGUGGAGACUGCCAAGGAUACUGCCGCCAAGGUCACUGCUGACGAGGCUGCCAAGGACGCGCAUGAAGAGGCCACCAAGGGGUCUGUCGGGGAGGCCGGCAAGGAGACCGGCGACCGAACCGACGACAUUCCUGUCACGGGAGCGCCUAGCGCUGCAUCGGCCCCGGAGCCCCCAGUUGCUAGGGGGAUGGUGGUCGAGGACCAACCCAUCCCGGGGACGGCAAGCACCGGAGCGCCAGCCGAGGAGGAGGCUUUCGACGAAGAAGUCAUUGCCGCUGCCGGGCUCAAGGUUGUCGAUGAGCCGAGCGCCAGCAGCAGCGGAUCCAAAGAAGACCAGCUCCUCCAAGCCAUGAGCGACAACCUCCAGAAGCUCCAGGCGCUCCACCGCACCCGAAAGGAGAAACUAGACUCCAGGGCCGCAGUUGUCGACGCAGUAGAGGCAGACCUCCAGAGGCGUGUCGAGCAGAUCCGGGAGCAACUGGGCCAACGUUGGGACGAGCUUCUUUUGAAGCAGUCUGACGUUGAGAAGGCACAUGAGGAGGCUGCUCAACAGGCCGCCAAGGACGAUGCCCAACUAAGGGAACGCCGCAUCCUGCUCGACGCUCAUGAAGAGGACCUUGCCGCUCACGAGGAGGCACUCGCCUCCAAGCUCCACGGCAAGGACGAAGAAGUUGAAAAGCUCGUCGCGCAACAGACCCAAGGGCUGGAGCAGGAGCACAAGAAAGCGCUUGACGGUCUGGUGUUGGACCAUGCCGGCAAGCUGAAGGAAGCCAUCGAUGCCGUUGAAGCUGCAGAGGCCGCCAAGAACGAGCUCACCGGGAAGGUGGAGAAGCUGGAGGCGGAUCUGGAGAAGCACGGUAAGGAGAUCUCGACGCUCAAAAGCGACAGAGAGAAAAACAUGUAUAACUUGGCAGAGUUGCAAACCACCAUCUCCGACAAGACCCAACAGCUCUCCUCCGCCAACAGCUCCAUUGCCGAUCUAAAACUGAAGCUGACCACUCUGGAGGAGUCCCUUGAGGGCAGCAGGGCUCGUGAGAAGACCCUGGCUAAGGACCUCCAGGAGGAGAAGCAACUUCUUGAGAGUGUUGCUGCCACCUACAACGAUUAUGUGAAAGGCGUGGGGAUCUGGACUGAGCGCCUCAUCAACGUCGCGGAGAGGCUCACCACAUAG
This is a messenger RNA of Aegilops tauschii subsp. strangulata, 2019 nucleotides long. The record is from RefSeq and is a predicted model, not a curated record. NCBI's taxonomy places the organism in Eukaryota, Viridiplantae, Streptophyta, Magnoliopsida, Poales, Poaceae.